AUGGCCUCUUCUCCUCUUCUUGAUCGUAUUACACCCCUGAUUCAGACCAUCCUACGCUCUCCAAACGUCGUACCAGCGCAAGUGACAGCCAAAAAUGUGCGGAAAACGCUCAUAAGCGAGCACGGGAUCAGCGAAGAGGAGAUGAAUCAGGAGAAGAAAGCCGUCAACGAACGUAUCCUCUCCAUCUUUCGAGACGUCUUCCCGGACAUGGCUGGCGACGAGCCCGCGCCCGCAGAGGAGGCAGCGUCGUCGACCAAAACACCCAUGAAGCGGCAAACGGACCAUGUCACCUCGAGUAUUGCACCUAGUUCUCCGGCAGUGCCACUUGUGGAUCAGUCGAAGAAGACGAAGCGGAAGCGGACGCCCGAAGAGGACAAUGACGAGCAAGUUGCUCGAAAGCUCCAUCAGGCUCUCAACGAGGAGAGGUCGACGCGUGGGAGCACGUCGAGUGGUAGUAGGAGAAAAAAGGCGACUGUGACGAGUGACAAGGACAAGAAGGGCAGGGUGAAGAGCAAGGCUUAUAUCGACGAGGACGAUGAUAGCGGUAGCGCAGAGAGUGGAGACGAAAAGGCGGACAAGAAGAAGAAGAUAAAGAAGAAGCAGAGCAAGAGUGCAGAUGGAGAAGGAGCUGGUGCAAAGGGCGGUUUUUCGAAACCGAUGAUGCUCAGUACUGAACUCGCCGAAGUGCUCGAUGAGACUACACUAUCACGUCCUCAGGUCGUGAAAAAGCUAUGGGAUUAUAUUAAGUAUCACCAACUACAGAAACCAGAAAACAAGCGAGUCAUUCGUUGCGACGAAAAACUGCAAAAGGUCUUCCGAGUACCCGAAAUCGACAUGUUCCAGAUGAACAAGGCACUUAGCAACCAUCUGCGUGGUGUAGAUGAAUAG
This is a messenger RNA of Serendipita indica DSM 11827, 888 nucleotides long. The record is from the annotation of a GenBank genome assembly. Lineage: Eukaryota; Fungi; Basidiomycota; Agaricomycetes; Sebacinales; Serendipitaceae.